Messenger RNA from Microthlaspi erraticum, 1020 nucleotides. Lineage: Eukaryota; Viridiplantae; Streptophyta; Magnoliopsida; Brassicales; Brassicaceae. The record is from the annotation of a GenBank genome assembly.
AUGAUCUACGUCGGUGGAGUGCGAUUUCCAGAUGAGAAUAACUCUUCUUCAUCGCAGGGAAGCAGCUUGCUUCUUGAUGUAAUGAGUCAUCCUGAGAUCAUCUUAGCUUCCGAUUCUUUCAAGAAUCUCGAAGAACGAAAUAUUUCUUUCGUCGAAAGAGACUCAGAGAGCUCACAAAAAGACAGAUAUGUUUACAUAUUCCAAAGAGAAUAUGCUGUUGUGAAUCCAGCGUUUGUUGAUUUUGUUGGCACCGAUGAAUCAACAACUUGCGUAGGCCUUGUUAUCCGCAACAGAAGAUCUGGAUUCACCUCUAUUGCACACAUGGAUUCACCAAAAGUUGUGGACUUGGGGAUAAACCAGAUGUUGUCAUUGCUUUUAGAGGAUGACGUUGAUGCCGAGUUAGAUGUACAUAUGGUUGGUGGUUAUGAAGAUGUCGACAUAAAAAAUGGUGACUACACAGAACCAGAGGGUCACUCAUUUCCUCUGUGUUGCAAAUUAGUAGAAACUUUGCAGAAGAGAAGAGAAAACUUUCACAUCAAAACCAUGUUUAUUCUUGGGCACAAUACAAAGUUAGAUGCACAAGCUAACACGUGCCCCAUUUUUAAUGGAUGCCUGGUGAAUACCUCAACGGGAUCAGUUUCUCCAGCCAGUUUCAACAGAACUUCUAGAUGUCCCGAUGAGAUUGUUCGGCGAGUUCGAGUUUCAGCAUCAUUCGAAGAUUCUAGCUGGAAUGGGAAGUUAAUUGACACAUAUGACACAAAAACUGAUAGAUUCAUCAUCGCACCAUGCCGCUGGACAAUGCGGUUGAUUAGAAUUGUUUGGCAACUUAAUCAGCUUCCUGAUGAAGAAAUCCUCACUAAUUGUUCUACUUCACCUUCUGCUGAAGGUCCAGAUUUCAUAGACAAUGAAAGAAGGAUUUGGGACUAUUUACUGAAGUAUCCAGAGUGGAGCAAAACCUUCCCAAGGAGGCAACCACGUGUGUUUGAAAGGACUGUCAAUGGCCAAUGGAGCAAAUGUUGA